AAGGUACUUAUUGGAUUGUUCAUAUUAAAUGAAUUUAUAAAGGGCUCUGCUUAGAAAGAUCUGUUCUUUAUGCUUGCUCCAAUAUCUGUAAUAAUUCUGGUAAAGUGCAGAAAAAGGAAAGAAAAGGUAGUUUGUUAUUAUUAGAUUAUAUUAUUAUUAUUGAAUUCGUGUUAAUCUUUUAUAAGGAUCAUUUAGUGAUUAACAUAUAUAGUUGUCUGCCAUUGAAAAGCUCAUUACUUUAUUGAGGCUGCAAGGAAUUAGAGUCCUUUUUUGUAUUGAAAUUUGGCACUGGAUCUGGUGAAUUGUUUGGAUCAAGUGGAGGGUUGGGAGAGUUGAUUUUGAAGAACUUGGGAAGGUUAUCAGUAAGAGAGCUGUGACGGAGUCGAAUACGGAAAAUAGGGGGUGUGGUUGUGUUGCAGUUGUGGAGUGCUUUUUGAAUGUAGUCAGGGCCCUCCAGAUGGGGUCCUGCUUGUCUUCUGAAAGCAGGAGCCCUCUCCAAUCCCCAACAUCUGCUAUUGGGAGGAAGAGGAAGAAUUCUAAGAGGAGGCCUGGGUCCAGGAAUUCUUCCUUUGACCUUAGGAAGGAAGAACAUCUGCAUAGGAUCCCGGGGCGCAGGUUCUUGAGUGGCUCCAGUGAUGUCGCUACUCUCUUUACACAGCAAGGCAAGAAAGGGACCAAUCAAGAUGCAAUGAUUGUUUGGGAGAAUUUUGGUUCAAGAACUGAUACUGUUUUUUGUGGAGUCUUUGAUGGCCAUGGUCCCUAUGGUCACAUGGUUGCAAAAAGAGUGAGAGAUUCUCUUCCCUUGAAAUUAAGUGCGCUCUGGGAAGUUAAUACUAAAAGUGAAGAUGUCCUUAUAGAGUUCAGUCUAAAUACGGCUUUGAGCAUGAAUUCUGAGAGUGCUUCCCUCUUAUCUGCUGAUGAAGUUCCAAUGGCAUCUAUUGAUGUUGAAGAAGUUCAUAAACAACCAGAUGUCUUUCUGACAUUGAAGGAUUCAUUUUUAAAGGCGUUUAAGAUCAUGGAUAGGGAACUGAGGGGCACAAGUAUUGAUUGUUUCUGCAGUGGGACAACUGCAGUAACUCUUGUGAAACAGGGCCAGGAUCUUAUAAUCGGGAAUGUUGGCGACUCUAGAGCUGUACUGGGUACAAGAGAUAAAGACAACUCUCUUACUGCUGUGCAGUUGACUGUGGAUCUCAAGCCUAGUCUUCCGGCGGAAGCCGAGAGGAUUCGCAAGCAUAAAGGACGUGUAUUUGCUCUUCGUGACGAGCCUGAGAUUGCAAGAGUGUGGCUGCCAAAUACAGACUCUCCUGGCCUUGCCAUGGCACGUGCUUUUGGAGAUUUUUGCCUCAAGGAUUACGGUCUCAUCUCUGUACCAGAUGUUUCAUACAGGCAGUUAACAGAGAGAGAUGAAUUUAUUAUCUUGGCAACAGAUGGGAUUUGGGAUGUGCUUUCAAACGAAGAGGUGGUAGAGAUUGUGGGUUCAGCGCCUGCACGCUCAUCUGCAGCUAAACUCCUGGUUGAAACAGCUGUUCAAGGCUGGAGGACCAAAUACCCAACUUCCAAAGUCGAUGACUGUGCUGUUGUCUGCCUCUUCCUCAAUUCACACUCAGACGAUAUAUCUUCUGCCUUCAAUGACAAUGGGAAGGUAAAGGACCACUCGAGCACUGCUCGAAACGGUGAAGAUGUCGAGGAAUCUUUAGAAGAGAGCAACGAGGAAACCUCCGAGCAAGAGUUAGGUUGGAAAGACUGGUCUUCCCUUGAAGGGGUGUCUCGUGCAGACACCUUAUUGACCUUGCCAAGGUUUGACCCGGAAAAGGAGGAAGAUAAAACUGCAGCAGGAGGAGGGACAAAGACAAAGACGAAAACCAAUAAAGGGUAAAACAACCAAAGGUCUGGAUUUGAAUUUUGCGACCCAGAUUUCAUUUUUUUGUGUAUCUUUAAAAUAUCAUUAGGGUAUUGUUUUUCUACAAGGGGAAAGUUGUUGUAUGGCCAUUGGCAUUCAUUCUGGACAAGGAGAGGUAUGCCCCACUUUAUUAGUGCCUGGGGAUCCCCCAUCUCUCUUCCCCUAUCAAGUGUGGUAAGAAUUGGAAUUUUGUAGCAUCCAAAGUGCCAUCUUUUUAUGAUCCUAUGUUGUUCUUGUUCCAGAUUCUUUUAUCAGUUGAUAAACUUGUGUGAUUCAUUAAAAAUUUGUUCCAUUAA
Ipomoea nil (Japanese morning glory) is the source of this 2196-nucleotide messenger RNA. RefSeq names its product probable protein phosphatase 2C 33. The record is from RefSeq and is a predicted model, not a curated record. Lineage: Eukaryota; Viridiplantae; Streptophyta; Magnoliopsida; Solanales; Convolvulaceae. Gene Ontology annotation, biological process: protein dephosphorylation. Gene Ontology annotation, molecular function: protein serine/threonine phosphatase activity. The transcript has 5 exons. The coding region runs from base 458 to 1876 and encodes 472 amino acids.